This is a messenger RNA of Cryptomeria japonica (Japanese cedar), 1452 nucleotides long. RefSeq names its product heterogeneous nuclear ribonucleoprotein 1. The transcript is spliced from 6 exons. Gene Ontology annotation, cellular component: nucleoplasm. The record is from RefSeq and is a predicted model, not a curated record. Gene Ontology annotation, biological process: regulation of gene expression. The coding region runs from base 104 to 1252 and encodes 382 amino acids. Lineage: Eukaryota; Viridiplantae; Streptophyta; Pinopsida; Cupressales; Cupressaceae. Gene Ontology annotation, molecular function: RNA binding.
CGUAUAUAUACACACAGAUCUCUAAAUCGAGCAAACCCUAGAAUUCGACACCAUUUCGUUUAACACACAGAGGCGAGGGGGUUAGUGUUGUUUGAGGGAAGCCAUGGGUUCUUCGAAGGACAACGGAUCACCUUCUUCCAAUGGCGAUUCUGCCGCAGAUAACAAUGAUGCCGCCAUUGAAAAUUCGCAAGAAGAAAACAACAAUAACAACAAUGAGACUAACGCUUCUUCCAGAGACAAAGACACUUCUAGUCCUGGAAAAAUCUUCAUUGGAGGUCUGUCAAGGGAUACAACACCAGCUGCUUUCACCAAGCAUUUUAGCAAGUAUGGGGAGCUAACAGACUCAGUUAUUAUGAAGGACCGUGUCACUGGACAGCCUCGUGGAUUUGGAUUUGUGACUUACGCUGACCCUUCUGUUGUAGACAAGGUCAUUCAGGACAAGCAUGUUCUAGAUGGAAGGACGGUGGAGAUUAAGAGAACAAUUCCAAGAGGCAACUCCACUUCCAAGGGCCCCAAGACAAAGAAAAUUUUUGUCGGUGGCAUACCAACAUCAAUUACGGAGGAUGAAUUCAAGGAAUACUUUGCCAAGUUUGGCAAGAUUGUAGAACAUCAAAUUAUGCAGGAUCGAAGUACUGGUCGCUCCAGGGGUUUUGGUUUUGUAACCUUUGAAAGCGAGCAGGUUGUAGAAGAGAUAAUGUCUCAGGGCAGAAUGUUUGAGCUAGGUGGAAAGCAGGUGGAGAUCAAGAAAGCUGAACCUAAGAAACCUUUGCCUGAUGCUGGACCUGCAUUUGGGAUUGAUGGUAGGGCUCCUUAUUUUCCUGGGCCUGCUGGGGGCUUCAGGGAUAGUUAUAGUGGGCUUGGAGGACCAGUUUAUGGAAGCAAUCCAUAUAGGGCAGGAGGAGGUUAUGGUGGUAGGGCUGGAGGUUUUGGCGGGUAUGGAGCUCCUGAAUAUGGUAGGGGUUAUGGAGGCUACGGUGGCAGCAGUCUAGGAGGCUAUGGAGAAGACACUUCUCGUGGUUAUGGAGGUCAGAUUGGCUCCUUUGGUGAAGGCUAUGGUGGCUAUGGUGGUGGAAUGAUGGGUGGCUAUGGUGCCACUGCUGAUGCUUAUGGUUCCUACAGUGGUGGUGGUGGCUAUGGUGGCAGCUUUGACUCUCGGGUUGGUGGUCCAUAUGGUAGUGGUGGUUCCUAUGGGGGAGGUAGGGGUGCGUAUGGGGGUAGUAGCAAUGGCCGUUAUCACCCAUAUGCAAGGUAGAAUGGCAACUGGUUCUAAAGAAUAUGUAAUCGUUGUUCCAUUUUACAGCAUCAAGCAAGCUGCUGGUGUUGGGUUUUGUGAUGAACAUUUUCAAUUGUAGUUUACUUAUGUUGUUGAAGGUCAGUACCUUCUGCAAGUGGAGAAGUUUUACUAAUUAAUUUUGAACUGUUCAAUAGAACGUUUCUUCACAUUUUGGGUAA